UUUCUGGUAGGCCUUCACCCGCCACCUUGGGUGAUAGUGGGGAGUGGAAACAAACAUUGCGUCUGAUAUUCGAUAUUCCGUGUACACGCCAGUCUACAUGUGUAUUUAAAACGGACACACCUGUCGGGCGGAUUAUCAGCGAGGCACAAGGCGGGAGGAGGAAAAAUCUUAGAUCUUUGAUGGAUCCUUCGGUGGUGGAGAGCCUACAAGCUCUGGAGCGGACAGCGGCUUGGGUAAACCAGGUGGCUCAGAUGCGGCAAAUGUGUAAUUUCCAAGAUUUGAAGGAGGACUCCACAGGAGACAGCAACCCUGACCGGGACGCCUGCAGUGACAAAGAUUUUGACGAUAUUCCGGACAGUUACGAGGGCCUUCAGACGACCUUUGACCGGGAUCCGUUUGAGUCCAGCGACUCCAGCCGUCAGGCCGAUGCUGGUUCAUCUGGGACCAUGGAUUAUGUGGAUAUCCCUGCUACGGUUCAGGAAUUUAAAGCUUCCUUGGAGAGUUCCGGAAUCUCCCAAAGGUUUGCUGCUAAGUUUAUCAUGGAUUCCACCAGUCAAGGAAAUCUAAGCUUUCUGCUGGAGAAAGGCAAGUCCAAGCACUGGUCAGAGCUAAGCGGUAGGGGGCGUCUGCCGUACAUACGAAUGAGACGUUGGUUAGACAGCCCCGAGGAACAGAGAAUCACGUUGAGUCAGCUCAGCAUGAGUAAAGGUACAGUAUACGAAUUCAAGAAGACUGGGCCUAAAGACAGUUGUGGAAGACGAGGAAAAUUUACCCUGUUCCAGCUGAUGGUGCUUUGUCGAUUCUUUGAAGAGGAUCAGAACCCCUCGCUUAACACACGAAUGCUGCUAGCAGAGAAGCUCCUUGUGUCACUAGAACGCAUUACAAUAUGGUUUCAAAACCAGCGAGCACGAGGAUUUCCAGCCAAACGUGUUCUAUGUCUGAUGAGCGUGGAUCGUCAGAAUGCAGAGAGUGAGAAGGCGGAAUUCGGAAGGAAAUAUCAGAACAUUCAAGACGAUAUUCAAAAGAGAACGCAGGCCUUAACUGGUGCUCUUCAAAGCAUGACCGGACACCAUAAUCAUAUUCCAAACCCCGUGAAUAGAGUCGAGAAUGGAUUUAACAAAAAUUUGGCUUGUGGAAAAACAAUUGCACCACAAGAUGUAUCCGGAGUGUUAAGUAAUAAGGACUUAUCCUCGGUUUCUGGGGCCGUGCGAUACCUGCCAACCUCACUACAACAGAAUCAACGCUACAAGCCCUAUGAUGUCCCUUCAAUGUGGGGAGGUGAUGAAAGAUACAAUAACUUUACAAAUUAUCUUCAUCACCAGAUCUCCAGUUCAUCAAAUGGCAAAAUUCAAAAUGUUGCCAUUCCUCAACAGGAUCAGUCAACUGCUGACAUUAAGAGGGAACCCGGGGAAAUAGCGAACGGUUUGUCCUCGGGAACAUGUUUGUCGGAAAAAGGAAAAGCUCCGCCAGAUCCCAGACCAACAUUUCUUGUGCAGAAUUUGGCCAACUCUCCUAGUGUUUUUAAUAGGCCAUACUCACAGAGUACUUACCCAGAAGAAAAAAUGGAACUAAAUGGCUUAUCACAGAGAGAAAGAAUGGUGAUGCCAAAAAUUUCUUCCCCCCAAGAAAAAGAGAUGUACACUUCAGUCAUGCAAAAAAUGGCUGAAACCGUGGAAACCGCAAUGGAUUAUAAUAGGUAUAGAAAUGGAAAUUCCAAUUCGUUUUUGAAUUACAGGGGCAAGUCUGAUGACCAAGAAUCUCGGAAAACUUUCGUCAAGACAGAGCCAAGAUCAGAGUUGGAAGACGACAGCUGUGUGAUGUCUUCCCAAUACAGGAACUCCUCAAUACAGGAAGAUGGCGCCAGCUGUACCGUGUCUUCUCAAUACAGGAACUCCUCAAUGACAGAAGAUGGCGCCACUUUCUUUCCUGCAGAAAAUAAUGUCACUGAUCAAGAGAUGAAUUUGGGAUCUGUCAAGACUGAAAAUAUUGAUAAUGAUAGUGCGAUGGACACAAACAGGACCUCGAUAAGACCAGUUAUAUAGAAUAGACAGGAAGAAAUGCAGUGUGCGAACAGACACCACAAUCUCAGAAAUAUCCAUGGAUUUCCUGACCAUGAACUGAGAAAUCUCAUAUUCCAAUCAAUUUGUUAAUCAAAAUUAAUCCAUGGUGCAUUAUCAUUUCUCAAUAUUUUGAUAUAUGCUGGCGUAAAGCAUUGCAGUUUAUGCCCUCGUGGGAUUUUCAAAAAUGUUAACGAUUGUAUAACCUGAGAAACAGAAAUUUUGACUGAAAGUCUGUUCUCAGUUUAUGGUCAGCAAGUCCUAAAUUUUGGAAACCAAAACCGUGUGAAGAGGUUGAUUGGGGAGUACAUAGUACCGGUUGUACUAACUUAGUACCGGUUGUACUAACUUCAGAAUGUGUUAUCCUUGAUUAUGAAAAUGGUUUGUGUUGUUAUAAUGUUAAUUUCCUUUAUAUCUGAAUCUAGAAUUGUACAUACUUGUAGCCUACACAGGAUGUUAAUUAAUUUUGUUAAUUCUACUUUAUAUCCCUUUCCCACAACCACUUCUAUGUAAAAUACCAUGAACAGAAAAAGUUUAUUGUUACACUAUCAACAUUUCAUGAAAAGGGAAUCUUGAUUAAAAUACAUAAGUAUUUACCAGUGUGCAAGAAACAAAACCUUUUCAGUUUAUAAACCAAGUAUGGAAAUAGAGUACUUUUGAUGCUAAUAUUAUUAAAGUGGAAUUCAAAAUUAUACACCAGGCAGUAUGAAUUAUAUACAAAUGUAUACUGAGGAUAUUAACAUGGUAAUGAUAGUUUAGAUGAAUUCAUGAAAUUUUCAAAGAACUAAUUAGCAUUAUUAAUUGAUUAGGUAUUAGUACUUGUGAUUAAUUGAUUAGUGUAUUUUGCCCGAGUACUAUUUAUAGUAUAUUGAUAAAUUUAGAUAAUUUGUCUAUUAAUAGUAUAUGGAUAAAUUUAGAUAAUUUGUCUAUUAAUAGUAUAUGGAUAAUUUAGACCAUGUGCUUGCUCUGGCAGGCCUGUGCUGGAGUUGAUAUUUAUACAGUAUUUAGGCAUUCUGAGGAACCAGUUCAGUUGUGAAAAGUUAUAUGUACAUGUGGUCAUUAAAAUUUGUAUAUAUGUACAGUGUUGGUGUACAAUAGGAGUGUACAUGUAUGUAACUGUGUAUUUAUGCUAAAUAAUUUAUUUAAAUUAUUAGGGUUUAUGCAACUCUUCACGGUUGUGCAUGUUAUUUUCAAGGGGUAAAUUUGUAAAUUGCAUAACAAACAAAUUUUAACACAGCAGAGAUAUUUUGUUUGAAUGUUAAAGAGAUAUUUAGUUUGAAAUUUUUUUUGUGUACAAAUAUAAGCAACUAGGUUGAGAAUUCAAGACAUAUGUUUAUCUAAAUUGGUAGACAUCAGGGCUUGAAAAUAACUUUUUAUGUUACCAGUUUCAGAAAUAAAUCAUGUUAUUAAAAUAAAUAACAGAAUUUAACUUGAUAUGCCUCAGACAAUGUUGUAACACGUAAGUGAGAUUUAUAUUUACUAAUCUGGUUCAUCUGUCACUGAUAUCUACAGAGGAAUGCCAAAUGUGUGUUUAAGAUUCCAUAAGUAUGUUUUCCAAAAUGACGUUUUAGAAAAUUGACCAAUCCUAUCGGACUGACUAAAACAAAUGUCAGUCCGCCAGACUUUUAACCAGUCACAGACUAAUGGGCAUUUGUUAAUUUCGAGCCCUGGACAUCCAGAUACUGAAACAUGCAUUUACACAACUACAAGAAAAAAUAUCGCAUUUUGGUAUUGCCUACAAAGCAUUACAAUGACACAUUGGGAUAUCUCCGUUUGUCACACUCCAGAACUUAGAAACUGAAAUAACAGAACUUUGAAUUUUAUCAUGUGUGUUCCUGGUGUGAAGGUCAUGUGAUGUAUACAAUUAUCACUGAUGACCUCACAUUAAUGCCCUCGCAUGCAUUUACCAUGGGACACUAUAUUUUUUUGAAGUUACAAUCAGUUAUGUUGUGUAGUUUACAAUUUCAUAUAAUUGCUAUAUACUGUGGUUAUGUCAAAUUCGUGGGCAUCAAAUUUCAUGAAAUGCUACUAUAUGUACAUAUACAUGUUCAUUUAUUAGCAAAAUAUUUACUGUACAGUGUACAGUGACUUUGUUGAUCACCUGAUUUUUGUAUAGUCUGACACCACCAAUAAAAAAAUGAUAUUCAAAAAAUUUACUUCCAAAUUUUGGCAUUUCAUGUGAAUGUGCAACCUUAAAUUAUUUGCAUCCAACCUAAUUUUUAAAAAUAUGCAAGUUUCUUCAGUCUUUCAUGAUUUCUUUUAAAUGAAAUUUAAAGGCAUCAAUGUGUUCCAGUUUUAAAGUGAAAGUACUCUAGUUGUGAGAAACAAUAUUCAUAUUUACCCUUGACCUGACCUUCUGUAGGUCAAAUGCAGUGUCAAUAGGUCAGUAUGGACUGUGUGCAAGGUUGUUCUACAAGUCUACAAAAUUUAGGCAGUUUCCAGGCCUAUAUUGAUCUUCAUCUCUUACAUUUGGUUAAAUCAAAACUUUAUCCAACACCAGUUGGAUAAAAGUAGUUCAUAUUGUUGCUGGCGUGGGAAUAAAUCUUCAGUAAUUAUUGCAAGAUAAAUGAGAUAUUUAUGAUAGUAAGAUGUAUGUUUCUUUUGUCCAACUUGUUGUAUAUAUUCACCAAGAAUAUCCUUUCGUCAAAUAUAAACAAUUUCACCUCAUAUGUAUAAAGCAAAUAUAAAAUUAAAUCGCAUUAUGUAAAUAUCUUCAAUUUACGAAAUGUUAUUUCUUGUUUUUGGUUUCAUUGAUGAAAUGAGUGCUAUUAGUAAGAAUAAUUCUUGCAAUGCUUUUGCCAAUGUUUUGUUAAUGUUUAUUUAUACGUUUAUCAGUAUUAGGGGACCAACAUUUCUUUUUCUAUGCAUAGUUAUAAGAAAUAUGUAUCUUUUAGUAGUCUGUGGUUUUGUUAGAAUAUACCAAAUUUAACAGUGUGAUAUUAGAAUUUUUUUUCAUACAAAUGUCUGUUUUUGUAUAUGACUUUUCGUAUUCUUUUCAUAUUUGUCCAUUUGACAAAUUGGAAAAGAAGAAAUGCAUACAAAAGCAUGCUGUCACAAAACUAAAUCAGCUCUAGCAUUGAUCUUGAUUAAUUGGCAGACCUUUUGCACUGCUUUUGAAUGUUUUUUCCCCUAGAAACUUGUGCAGUAAUUCUUGUGAAACAAAAUAAAAUCAAAAAUUUGAAA
This is a messenger RNA of Ostrea edulis (European flat oyster), 5240 nucleotides long. RefSeq lists its product as uncharacterized. Bases 180 to 2042 code for a protein of 620 amino acids. Gene Ontology annotation, molecular function: DNA binding. The transcript has 5 exons. Lineage: Eukaryota; Metazoa; Mollusca; Bivalvia; Ostreida; Ostreidae. The record is from RefSeq and is a predicted model, not a curated record.